AUGGAGGAGAAGCAAUAUAUGUCCUGCCAAGAUUAUGGGGCGCCUAUGCACACAUUAAUCAGUAUCGGAAUUAGAAUCCUGAUUUGUCUAUUACCAUAUUCUAUCCCGCCCUACCCAUUAUUCAUAACACACCACUCUACGAAGCUGCUGCGAGUCACGGAUCUGCUGGGAAUGAACAUGCGUAAAGGUGCAGAAACAGAUAGGGAUGAUAUGGGCUAUUUACACAUACUCACAGUUAGGUGUACAUGUACAGCUAGCUAUGACUAG
Molecule: messenger RNA, 267 nt
Organism: Morchella importuna
Lineage: Eukaryota; Fungi; Ascomycota; Pezizomycetes; Pezizales; Morchellaceae
Exons: 7
Coding region: 1-267 (88 amino acids)
Source: RefSeq, a predicted model, not a curated record